CGUCAGUCGUCGGAUUUUAGUAAACGCGUUCCACGAGUCGACGGGGCAUCGACGGGGAUACCGUUUCAAACCGUAUAAAACGUAGGCUCUCGUAGUAUAUCGAUCCCGUCGUCCGAAACUGCAAGACGGAUAUCAUCGGAUGUGAUAUUCCACUCUUCGGGGUAACGUCCACUCGUGCGACACUCGCACGCGCAACGCGGUGGCAUCGGAUUCGCGCGCAACCGAGCGGAGGAAGAGAUGUUGGUUAUGUUCGCGGCACGGGCGAAAACAAAUCGCGCAUCAACGUGACGGAAUACGACCGUCGAUCGCCGGGACAAGGGGAUUCUUUGCGUACGACCGGUGGGGAAAAGUCUGCAUAAAUGUACGGCGGCGGCGGCGGUGGCAGGCGCGACAACGUCCCCCGUGCAUCGGAACGUCAGAACAAUGUCAGAGGGUUUUAAAAUGGGCCUGUUCGGGUCCAAGGACAGGAACGGGGAACAGAAAGAGAAAUCUUCCAAGGACAACUCACCGGCGCGUUAUGCUCCUUACGGCAACGACAGCGACACCGAGACAUACGAUACCGAGGCACUGAGCAUGAUGGACAUCAACGACAUCAUCGGCGUGCAGUCUGAGCAGGUCGGCGACUCGACGCUCGAGAGCGAGAUCGCCGCACUGUCUGAAAUCAUCACGGAUUCGAAGGUGGAACCGGCUGAAUCAGUAUUAGAAUCCAAGCGGGAGACGCAGCGGCAAUCGUUGGAGACAUCCAGUGUAGCUUCAAUGAACAUUGAUAACGCUGAUGCUUCUGAUGUUGGUCAGUCUGAUAUUAUGUCGGACAAACGUAUAGUUUCUAAAGCCCUGAAAAAAGAGACAUUUGCUUGUGCCCAGGAAAGUACAAUGUGUGAGAAACUAUCGUCGACUAUUGCGGAGGACCGUGCUUCGAAGAGUGUAGAACCGACUUCUGUCAAAUGUGGUAAGACUUCCGAUGUGAGUACUAACGAGACGAUUAGUGAUACAUCUAUGGUUUGCACAUCUAAAUCGUCUUCCAGUGACGGGUCACAUGUUGAAAUUAGCUCAUCGACUACUGUGUCAGACGAUACUCUUCAAGAAACUGCCCAACGUGAGCGACAAGAAGACGUUGCUUCUCUCACUGGCUGCAAGAAAGAUGACGCUGAUAAGAUAGAGGACCAGUCUACUGACGAGAUUAAAAGUCAAGACAAGUUCAAGAGCAACACAAGACCUGUAACAGUCGGUGGCAUCAGCAAGAGCUUGCAAUUAAUAGGAGAAGCAUACAACUCGGAAGAUUCUGAGGAAACAGAUCUGAAUGAUUGUGACUCAUUAAAAGACACCCCGCCACUUUCUAUUCCUGAAGAAGCUUCAUUGGCCACUAUCUCUGCAAUACCACACGUGGAAGAUAAAUCUGAAGUGAUUGGAGUGUCAGAGAAGAACGCAGAAAAAUCUAUGAAGUUAAGUGAUGGUGCGAGUGAAACUUUGGAAGAACCAGAUGUAAAAGUGGAAGCGAUCGCCCAUAAUAGAACAGAAGAUUCAAACAUCAGACUUUCGGAACCAGAAGAUUCUAGUCAAAGUGCAAUACCACAAGCUUCAAAAGAAGAUACAGACGGCUCUGUGUUAAAUAAAGCAGCAGAAUGGAUUGAUAAUGGCAUAUCAAGUAGCACGCAUGAGCAAAGUGAAAAUGAUAUGAAAAUGGAUACAACUGAAGGAAUGUCAUUAGAACAUCAGUCUUCCAAUGAGACUUCUGAAGAAAUUAGAGAUACAUCUGCAGAUGCUUCUAUUAAAUCACCACAACAAACGAUGAAAAAUACAGAAGAAAAUGAAGAGAUCGAGACUAGAACUGUUGAACCAGAAUCAAGCGUAUCAACACUUGUUCCUGAGCUGGAAAAGCUAGAUUGUUCCAUGACUUCUAGUGCAAAUGACAUAUUAGAUACAAGAAAGGUAGAUGAUAAUUGUUCUCUUAUAAACGAUAGUGUAAAGAAAGUUGUAAAAGACGAAUGCAAGAAUGAGGAUGCUCCUAUGGAAUCUGCAAGUGAAGCUCAAGAUUCAGCGUCGACUGAGAUGCCUGAUAAGAAAUUCAGUGUGACAGAAACCGCCGGUAAAAAUGACGACUCUCAAGAGGCAAGUAUCAUCAAUGAGAACUGUCAGAUAACACAAGAGAUCGUAACGGAUAAAAUUACUGACGAUUCUCGAGAGGCAGAUGCUACAAAAAUGGAUUGUGAGAUAACUGAUUCUGAUAAUCAAGAUGCUGCGGAUUUGGACACCGAUGCGAAGGCAGCAUCUGCGCUAAUGGAUACAAAUGCAUCACAAAUUACGCCAGGUAACAAUGAAAACGUAAUCUUAAAAGAAAAUACAUCAUCAGCACGAUCAAGUACUGAUGAGAAGACUGUAACGACCGAUGUACAAUCGAUAAAUACUCAUUUGCCGAACGAGGAAAGCUCAAAUAUAUGCUCCACAGAUUUAGUAACACAAAGUGAUGCAAGUCCGAUCGAUAUGAAUGAUUCCACAGAAAUGGUUGGUUGCUCGGAAAAGGAUACCAGUGCGAAAGCACCAAUUUCAGUUGAAGAUAUUGAACCUACUAGACAGCUUCCAUCUGUAUCAGAAAAGUCUGAAGUCAAUGCAAUUAAUGAUACAGUGUCUAGCGAGCUUAAAGACUUGCAUCUGUCUCCGACAUCUCGUGAAGAUUCAGAUGACGUAGUUAAGGAUGUACGCGAACCACUCGAAGUUGAGAAAACGGAGGAUAAGGAGACGGAAGUAGCGCCGGCCGUUAUGGAUAAAAAUCAAAGCAAAACAGGAUUGACGGAAGAUGAACUGCUUGAUCGGUCCGAAUCAGCAGUCGAUGAGGAAACUGAUUGCCGUGCUGUACAAGUGAAAGGAGAUAACGUAACGAGUUCCUUGUGUAAUACGACACGGAAUAACAUCGCGGAAGACAUCGUUGAGACAGCGGACAAGACCGAAAUCAAGAAAAACGAAAUUCUUGCAUCAAGCUUAAACCAAGAAUCAGAAAAGGAUACCGAGGAAAAAACAGAGGCUCACGAAAAUUUAAUUCUGGAACCGGAAGCUUCAGCGUUCGAUACUCGAGCAACAGAUUUACGAGAAACUCACUCACAGGAUGAUGAAGAGAUGAAAUCAUGCGAUGAAACUGCAAGCUCGCUUGAAAAGAAAAUGGAAGAAUCAGUUGACACCAAUGAGAAGAAGAAUGACGAAUUAAUCGAAGGAUUUACUGAUGCCAAUAUAAAAAACGUACAAUCGAGUGACGCUUCUAUACCACAAGAUACAGAGAAGAAAUUACCGGAAGAACGAAGUGAAAGUAUUGAAUCGAAAAGUGAUACCGAUAUUUCGAGUAAUGUAGGCAAUAUCGUGCAAACAUUUUCAGACAUAAAAUCUGUGGACAGCACAGCAAACGUACCGAGAGAUGACAAUGAUGCAACUGAUGUUAGAAGCAUCGUAGAAGGUGAAAAGAGCGUAGAUGAAAAUGUAAACACUUUGCAAGAUUCCAUGGACUUGCUGUCGGAAACGAACGUUGAGAGCUUGACGGAAAGAUUGUCUCAGGAUUCAGAAGUAAUAAAUGACGAGAUUACCAUGAAAACAAUAGACUCUCUAAAGGGACUGCUGAGUUCCCAUCUCGUGUCGGACAGCGAAAACUCUUCAUCGAAGGAGGUAAAAGUCGAGAGCAAAGCUUCGGCAGAAGAGACGGUAAAUAAAGACGUUAGUCUCUUACUAGAUUCAGGCGAAACGAGCACGACACAAGAUUCGGAUUAUAUAACGAAUGUAAUCGCUGACUGUUUGACGAGUAGGGGCGAAGCUGACAUUAAUGUAUCGGCUAACAACAAAAUUACCAAAGGAAACGAAGACGGUGGAUCGUUCAGAAUAGAUGAAGAGGCAAAUGCGGUAGUAGGUGAGACUGUAGAUGACGAAAAGGCAGAAGAGCCGCUUGGGACGAACAGUAGUUUGCAGCGAAACGAUUUAGACAUGGACUUUGAAGGUAAUCGAUUGGAGUCGGUCGGAGAUUUAGAAGAAAGUGACGCUAAACUCGAGCUACCGCAGGACAUUCUGCUAGAUAGCGUGAUGUCGCGCGAAGCUCUUCCUCGACGCACCGACACGUCGACCGUCAUCGAGAAUUCGCAGUCGAGCUCGGAGAUCUCGGAGUUAGAAUCCGCGGUGAAGUUCCUGCAGGAAUCCGAGGAGCAGACAAUUGACUCGCCGCUCGUGUUGUCGCCAAAAAUGGUGGAGAGCGUUGUCGAGGACAUAACGAAGCAAGCCGGUGCAGAACUUUACGUGCCGGACGAUGAGGUUGAAAAUUAUACCAACACCGAAUCCGAAUUGGACCUACGAGACGUUGCCGCGGAUUCCAUCUCUAUCUCGGAGGCCGAAAUCAUAUCGGAAGCUGCGAAGUUGGAGAACGAGCGGAAAUUUGCGGUGCAGAUGCGAAACGUUCCUGCUGCCAACGUGGAAGAGAAAGAACCCGAAGAGAUUGAUAGGAAGCUCGAAUUGAACUUGAAGAAAGAAGAGGAACGCAUGUUGAAGACCUCGUCCGAUACUGUCGCGGAUAGUUCUGUGAACGCGCAACGAGAAGUCUCUAUGUCCGACAUCAGACCACUGUCGAGUGAGGGUAUUCUAAAGGCAUGCGACUUGAUUCCACGAGCAUCUAUAUUGGAGGAACGAUUGAAGGAACCGCCGAAGAUUGAGAUACCUGUUCCAGAUCCAGCUAAAGUAUUAGCGUCCGUAAUUAGUCCGAAUGAUAGUCUUCUCAUACCGAAAGAUGCGAGGGCUAUGUCGUAUCCGAGGAUGCUCGACUCGCCGAAAUCUAGUGAAUCGAAAAGCGUCGAUACGCCACGCAAGGAUUCCGAAAAGCAGUCGGACUUCGAGAACAUCGGCUCGCCGAGAAUAAUCCUGAAAAUCGCCAAGUCCGCGAUUGCGGAUUGCGGCGAGCCGCGAUCGCCGAAGAGCCCGAAGAUACGAUCCGCUACAAAUUCACCUAAUCCGGAGGAUAGUCCAGGUCAGAAGUUGGGAAAGAUUAAGCUGAAGCUGUCGAAGGGCGGUCACCCCUCUAUAAUAUCCAAUGAAAAUCUAGAAGAGACUAAUCAGUGGCACACUACCGACAGUACAUCGUCAUUAUCUCCCAUCGGCAUGAAGAUCAAGUUGUCCAAAUCCGGCGAUGCUUCCAUAGUAGGCGCAGAGAAGCACGAGAGUCCGGAUGACUCGAAAGAAAUGAAGUAUAAGGUCGAGGAAUCGAAGCGAACGGAUUCACCCAUCGGUAUGAAGAUCAAGCUGUCCAAAUCUGGAGAUGCUUCGAUCAUCUCCGAUUCGAAACAACAGAUUCCGGACAAUUCCAUUAAGGAAACUCUCACGAAGCAUAAAGAGAAGUUAGAGAUCUCGCAGGGAAGCCCGAAAAGGACGGAAUCACCGAUAGGAAUGAAGAUCAAGCUCUCUAAGACGGGCGACGCUUCCAUUAUCCAAACCGACAGACAGGAAUCCUCGGAGGAGCACAAGGAAACCAUGCCGAAGCGGACUGACUCUCCAAUCGGCAUGAAGAUCAAACUUUCCAAGACGGGCGACGCUUCCAUCGUGUCUCCGGAUGCUCCUGAAGAUUCAUCUUCCAAGGUGAAGGAAAAGCAAGAAUACUCAGAACUGCCAAAGAGGACGGAGUCUCCGAUCGGGAUGAAGAUAAAGCUGUCCAAGUGUAAAGGCGGCGCGUCUAUUAUUCCCAUGGAUAACACCGAAGACGCGAGGGAGAAAUUGGAGAUAUCCGACCUACCUAAGCGCACCGAAUCGCCGCUCGGUAUGAAGAUAAAGUUAUCCAAAAGCGGGGAUGCGUCUAUUAUACAUUCGGAAAUUGCAGACGACAUUAAAGAAGCGAAGCACAGAGAGAAGCCCGAAACGGCGCACGACCCACCGGCGAAGACACUGGAAUCUUCUGGUCUGAAGAUCAAGGUGCUGAAAACUGGCGAGGCGACAUCGUCGACGCUGUCGGACGUGACGGAGGAGCAGGACGCGGCUCAAGCUUCCGAAUCGUCCACAGGCGGUAUCCCAAGGAUCAUAAUAUCGAAAGCUGCGUCGGUAGUGACCGACAAAACGGAACCAACGGAGGAAUCGAGGCCACGGGAAGGUCAAACAGAAGCACCGAAGAGGACGGAAUCUCCGCUCGGCAUGAAGAUUAAGCUGUCCAAGAGUGGUGAUGCUUCUAUCGUACAGAGCGAAGCUGCCGCUGUUGAAGAUCAAUCCAAGGCCGCACGGGUUCUUGAUGCGGAAUAUUCCAAAAGUGGUAGCGGCAGUGAUACAUCCCUGGGAAUGAAGAUCAAGUUGUUCAAGACAGGUGACGCCUCAGUGGUGGAGACACCCUCCAGUACCACCGACAGGAAGGAUAAGCAGCAGAGGCGUAGAGACCCUGUCGACUCCCCGCUCGAGAUGAAGAUUAAACUGUCCAAGACUGGUCAUCCGACAAUCGUGGCGUGUGACAGUCACGGUGAAUCCAGCACGCACAAAAGUAAGGAGCUACCAGCUCUGGACUCCACGCUGAAUUUUCCUCAGAGGUACAUGGAACAUGCCGCGGUGCACAAGGAGCCGCCGUUGAAGAUCCUGAAGAGCGGCCACCAUCCGUCCAUUCUGCAGAGUGCUCGAUCCGAACUGACGAUCGAGCCGGUGCAGGUGCAAAGCAGGAAACCACCGGACAGCGCCCAGCAGAUCGACAUAUCGCCCAAGCGUAAAGACGUUACGAUCUCACCGAUCGAGAGCAAGAAGUCUAAACUGGAGGCGCAACUUUCGCAAAUCCUGCCGGAAGUUACGAUUCAGCCGGUAAUGUGCCGCGAUCAGAAACAACAACAACAGCAACUGCUUUUCGAUCCAAAGACGAGCCUGAUCAGUCGACAGCAGAUGAACGUGAUCAGCCAGGAGAUCAGUAUCACGCAAGUGCGACCGACGAAAGCGUCGACGGCGUCAGACAGCGCUCCCGUGGGCGACAAACUCAAGCAUAUCCUGUGCAAGAAUACCAAUUCACCGGGUGGGUCUUCGGACUGUGAGAUUAUCGAGCAUCGUCCCGAACUGAUAAUCGUCAAUGAGAACUCGAACUCGAGCCAGGACGUCGUCAUCAUCGAAGAGGUGAUGCCUAACAGGAUGGCUAACAUAAAAGUGCCGAAGAAGAGAGGCAGGCCGCGGAGAAAUCCGAUAGUGCAGCAGCACGUUCAACAGCAGCAGUCGUCUGCGCAAAUGCUGAUGCCCAGGGAUCCCCUGGCCCUGGAUGAAGUGCAGCAAGUUCCCGUGCAACAAUUCGAGCACAGAGAAAACGAGAGACCUAAAAGAACUUGCAGGAGUCAGAAGAGUUAUGCUCCCCCCAAGAGAGGCAGAGGACGAGGUCGCGGUAAACGAAAACUCGAUAAUACGGAUAAUUCUCAAAUUGGAAAGAAGGCACGUAUAGACCAAGAUUUGUCCGCGAUCGAAGCAUCAACAAUGGCUGUUAUUACGAUCGAUGAGACAGCACAUGUACAGCAGGAUACACUUCGACAAUCGUCAGAACUGUACAAGGCAUUGAAACAACCGCCCAUAGACCGUAAGGGCAUAAGUCCUACGGGUAAAAUGGAGAAGCUCAUUUCGCUGACGGGUCGCAAGGAAGGUGGUAGGAAGGAUUUGUCCAAGUCCUUGGAUUCUGACAUGGCGAUGCAGUUGGAUCACGCGAGGUCAUCGCACGAGGAACCGUCCAAGUCGAGUCAACUGUCGAUGACAGCGUUGGACUCGAAGAACGGCGAGCAGCAUAAGAGACCGGGCGUAGAGAUAGUUUCCGAGAAGAUGCAGAAAACAUCAGCGAAACAAUACGCCGAGAAUAAGGGUAAGAUGUCGGACGGAUCGUCGAGAGCGCCCGAGAUGAAGGAGAUCCUCGUGCCUCCUGGACAUUCGAAUUGGUUGACGCCGACAUCGAAAAAGCAAGCGGACACGACGCUCAUCAGGGGCGAAGCGGUGUCGACGGUGCAAGUGAUCGACGAGGAGACGAGGAUGAGCGCCGAGUCUGGCUCAAGAUCUCAAACACCGGCUAGAAAUAUACCAGCACCGGCAUCGGAAACAACAAUAAAUGAAGAAUCGCAAGGGAGCGUCUUGAGCACCGCCACUACAGAAUCGGAGAAGGUCAAAGUGAAGAAUCGAAGGAUGGAGAUCAAUUUUGAUCCCGAUGAAGGGCCUUUCACCGUGGACAAGAUAGCUGAAUAUGAAUGGCCGCUGGAUCGAAAGGGCGAAACCUUCAUGAUACAAGAGCAGAUCUCUCAGUACCUUGGCGUUAAGUCGUUUAAGCGUAAAUAUCCCGAUCUCAAGCGCAGAGUCGUCGAUAUGGAAGAGAGAAAUUACUUGAGGGAGAAUGGAUUAGUCAGCGAAGCGAUGUGCGAUAUGGGAUUGACCGCGAUCUGUAGCUCGGAAGUAUUGGACGUGAUGUGCAGUGAUUUCCCCGAUCAGUACGAGGAAUAUCGCAAGCAUAUGCGUGAGAAGCAAGUGAAGGAACAUUCCAAGAAGCAGAAAGAGUUGACAGCCGCGGCGAAUGCGGAAAGGAACAGAAUAGAUCUCGCGGAGAUGGCGGUGCAGUCCGCGUCGUCCUGGAACAGUAGCUUGAAUAAGGCUCGUAGGGAGAACCGUAAGUGCUGCUUGGAUCUGCAAACGUUCACGAUUCACGUGCCAAAGAAGCAGCAGAAGGUUGACCCGGAGAACAAAGUGAGUCAUUAUCCCGUUGCAUUGAUGCCGGGUCAGUAUACCGAUUAUUAUCAGGUAUACACGCCGGCGGAGUUGAGGUAUUAUCCGUUGAACACGGUGCUCUACGGACCUACGCGACCCAAUGAACGCAAAUUCGAUAGCCAAUCGGAAGGUUCUCAGAGCGACAGCGACAGCGAAUCGUCUUCCGACGAUUCGAGUUCAUCCUCUAGUGAAGGCACGCAAGACACGGAAGGAUCUCAGUCGACCAUGGACGAAGUGGACAUGGAAAUCUCGAAUUCGAAGGACGACAUGAAAUUGAAGUGCAAGAUGUGCUUGAAAGUCCUGAACAAACAUAGCAAGAAUGAGAUAUUAAUCCAAUGCGGUACCUGCAAUGGAAACGUUCAUCCAUCCUGUAUAGACUUGACACUGGAUAUGGUGCCGCACAUUCAAUCGUACGCGUGGCAAUGCACCGAUUGCAAAACGUGUGCGCAGUGCCACGAUCCUGCUGAUGAGGAUAAGAUGCUCUUCUGUGAUAUGUGUGACCGUGGGUAUCAUAUUUAUUGCGUUGGUUUGCGACGGGUACCACAAGGCAGAUGGCAUUGUCAGGAGUGCGCCGUGUGCGCGAACUGUGGCUCGAGGGAACCCGGUGGUGCUAAUUCAGAUAGGAACAGCGUCGCACAAUGGCAACACGAGUACAAAAAGGGCGAGAAGAAUACUCGAGUAUACGUCUCGACGCUCUGCGUACCGUGUUCGAAGCUAUGGCGAAAGGGUCGCUAUUGCCCGCACUGCAGUCGCUGUCAUACCGCCCAAAGGCUCGACCUGGAAACGAAUCUAGUGCAUUGCAGCGCAUGUGACAAGUAUCUGCACUUAGAAUGCGUGGAGACCAAGGGAGCAGCGGUUGACAAGAAAAAUUAUCUGUGUGAUUUCUGCGCACCAUCAAGUCGGCAGCAAGUGACGAGACCCUUAGUGUCGAAGGUGUCCAAGACGUGAACCUGUCGAUUGCGGACAUCAUCGUUGUACGUGUGUGAUCCCAUCGAACUGUAAUUGUACAUCAAUAUAAGUGCAGUGUAUUAUAUUAAAGUAGCUAAAAUUUUUUUAAAACAAUUGUGCACGUUUGCACGAGCGUCAACGAGCCCGCGAGAUCUUCUUUGAGUACUUCAUUAUACGAAUGAGUUUACAUUGUACAUAGAAAUGCGUAGUUCAACUUGUGUGACAUUGAGUUUUUAUCGCGUGUACAUUUGUCGGAGAAAAACGGCGAAUUACGUCUAAUAAUAAUAAAAAAGGCUGAACGUUCGAUUGUUGCUGUGUAAAACGUCCCGUCUCAUGCAGAAUUGCAGGACACGGUGUGUAGUGUGUGCGCGCGCGCGAAUUUCCGGACGAAUUCGAAGUUAAUUCUUGCACGAAUGAAUUCAUGAAUUGCAUUAUGAUGAAUUUCAUUUUGAACAUCACCUUAUUAUACACCAAAAAGGAAAUAUAAUAUACGUAUCUACUUCUUUUGAACUAAAAUUAUGUCGACUUAAUCGCCAAUACGUAUUCACAAAAAUGCUGAAUUGACGUCAUUCUUUUUGGAGUUACUGCUAUAACGGAAAAAAAAAA
Messenger RNA from Ooceraea biroi (clonal raider ant), 10251 nucleotides. It is a transcript of the gene e(y)3, whose product is annotated as PHD finger protein enhancer of yellow 3. The record is from RefSeq and is a predicted model, not a curated record. Lineage: Eukaryota; Metazoa; Arthropoda; Insecta; Hymenoptera; Formicidae.